This is a messenger RNA of Fusarium proliferatum ET1, 1353 nucleotides long. Its product is annotated as putative NADH cytb-reductase. The transcript is spliced from 2 exons. Gene Ontology annotation, cellular component: endoplasmic reticulum. Gene Ontology annotation, molecular function: oxidoreductase activity; heme binding. The coding region runs from base 1 to 1353 and encodes 450 amino acids. Lineage: Eukaryota; Fungi; Ascomycota; Sordariomycetes; Hypocreales; Nectriaceae. The record is from RefSeq and is a predicted model, not a curated record.
AUGGCUUCGUUUACUGCUAAGGAAGUGGCUGCUCACAGCACUCGUGAUGAUUGUUGGACAAUCAUUAACGGAAAAGUCUAUGAUGUUACGAAAUAUAUUGAGGAUCAUCCUGGUGGUGCGGAUGUUCUAAUCGAAGUCGCUGGAAAGGAUUCGACGGUGGAGUUUGACAAUGCAGGUCAUUCUGAAGAUGCGUUUGAGAUUAUGGAGGAGUAUCUCAUUGGGACAUACAGUGGUGCACCUGUACGAGGCGCGCCUAAAGCUGUGACGCUCAAAAAGGCAACGCCAAAGGCUGUUGCUGGGAACAGCUUUACUUCAACGGCACUCACAGCUACAGCUGCUAUUUCUGUUGGCGCUGUUGCACUUCAAGCAUACCGAUUGAACACCGAGAUGCUAAACUCACUACCCAAGCUGAAGACCAGCAGCUCAGGACCUGGAUUUCUAGAAGGAUUCUUGAUUGCUUCAGCGCUCUUCACCGUCGCUGGUACAAUCACCGCCAAGAAACUCUCCAAGCAUCUUCACUUUGAAGAGGGAGGCUUCAUGAGUUACGCUCCUCACAAGAAAAUGCCAAAGGUUACAAAAGUCAACCCACUAAUCCAACGAGGCUGGCUCGACCCAACAACAUACCACGCCCUCCCUCUAGCCGAGAAGGAAUUAAUCGCCCCCAACGUCUACCGUCUUGUCUUCAGCCUCCCAACACCCACAACAGUCCUCGGUCUCCCAACAGGCCAGCAUCUCGCCAUCAAGGCAGAGAUCGACGGCAAGAUCGUCAACCGCUCAUACACCCCCAUCUCCAACAACAACGAUCUCGGCAGACUCGAGCUCGUCAUUAAGUGCUACCCCGACGGUCUCUUGACAGGAAAAUACCUCGCCAACCUCUCCCUCGGCGAUGAGGUUUCCUUCCGCGGUCCCAAGGGCGCAAUGCGCUAUAAGAACGGUCUCUGCAAACGAAUAGGCAUGCUCGCCGGCGGAACGGGAAUAACGCCCAUGUUUCAGAUAAUCCGUGCUAUUUGCGAAGACGAUCGCGACUUGACACAGGUUAGCCUCAUUUACGCGAACCGCUCAGAACAAGAUAUUCUUCUGCGCGACGAACUCGAAACUUUUGCGCGUCGGUACCCACAGAAUUUCCGGCUGUACUACGUUGUAGAAAAGGCGCCGGAAAAUUGGGCUUACGGCACGGGAUACGCUACACAGGAGCUUAUGGAGGAAAAGUUCCCCGCGCCAGGCGCAGAGUCCAAGAUCAUGCUGUGUGGACCGCCGGGGAUGGUAAAGGCGGCAAAGACGUCGCUUGGCAACCUUGGCUUUGAGCAGCCCGGGGCUUCUGCCAAGAUGAGUGAUCACAUCUUUUGCUUCUAG